Pelodiscus sinensis (Chinese soft-shelled turtle) is the source of this 978-nucleotide messenger RNA. Its product is annotated as olfactory receptor 11A1-like. Gene Ontology annotation, biological process: G protein-coupled receptor signaling pathway. Gene Ontology annotation, molecular function: G protein-coupled receptor activity; olfactory receptor activity. The record is from RefSeq and is a predicted model, not a curated record. NCBI's taxonomy places the organism in Eukaryota, Metazoa, Chordata, Testudines, Trionychidae. Gene Ontology annotation, cellular component: membrane.
AUGAAACCCGCUGAAAACAAACAACAGGGAAACGAAACCCUCAUCACAGAAUUCAUCCUCCUGGAAUUUGGGGCUUUCAUGCAGCUGCAGGUUUUCCUCUUCCUGCUGUUUCUGGUCGUCUACAUCGUGACCGUUGUGGGGAACGUCCUCAUUGUGGCGCUGGUGGUGGCCAAUCGGCACCUCCACACCCCCAUGUACUUCUUCCUGGGGAACCUGUCCUGCUUGGAGACCUGCUACAGCUCUACCAUCCUGCCCCGGCUGCUGGCCGGGUUCCUGACGGGGGACAGGACCAUCUCUAUUGGCGGUUGCCUUACCCAAUUUUAUUUCUUUGGUUCCCUGGCAACCAGUGAGUGUUCUCUCUUGUCUAUGAUGUCGUACGACCGGUAUUUAGCGAUAUGCAAACCCCUGCACUACGCGGCCCUGAUGAACAGCAAAUUUUGCAUCACGCUAGUGGCUGCUUCUUGGUUAGGCGGGUUUCUCUCAAUUGCUAUCUUAAUAUUUCUGAUGUCCCAAUUCACCUUCUGCGGCCCCGCUGAAAUUGACCAUUUCUUUUGUGAUUUAACCCCUAUAAUAAAACAGUCGUGCAGUGACACCCAUGUGCUGGAAGUUACUGCGUUCAUACAUUCCUCCGUCUUCACCCUGCCCCCAUUUCUAUUAACCCUGGCAUCCUACGUGUGUAUCAUUUCCACCAUCCUGAAAAUCCCGUCCAGCACCGGGCGGCAAAAAGCCUUCUCCACCUGCUCCUCCCACCUCAUUGUCGUGACCAUUUUCUAUGGGACCCUGGUCCUUGUAUAUGUAGUCUCAGGCUCCGAUGCCUUGAGGGACCUCAACAAGGUCUUCUCUGUCUUCUAUGGGGUCCUGACCCCACUGGUCAACCCUCUCAUCUACAGCCUGAGAAACAAGGAGGUAAAGAAAGCCGUGAGAAAGGCUGCACUUCGAUUUUUGGGUUUUGACAAGAAUACAGCUAUUUCAAGAUAA